Molecule: messenger RNA, 1578 nt
Organism: Solanum stenotomum
Lineage: Eukaryota; Viridiplantae; Streptophyta; Magnoliopsida; Solanales; Solanaceae
Product: 8-hydroxygeraniol dehydrogenase-like
Exons: 5
Coding region: 38-1117 (359 amino acids)
Biological process (GO): lignin biosynthetic process
Molecular function (GO): cinnamyl-alcohol dehydrogenase activity; zinc ion binding
Source: RefSeq, a predicted model, not a curated record
UUUUCGCUAUUAUAAUUUUAUUUUUCAAACGAAAAAAAUGGCAAAAUCAUUUGAAAAUGAACAUCCAAUUAAGGCAUUUGGAUGGGCAACUAGAGACACUUCUGGAGUUCUUUCUCCUUUCAAUUUUUCAAGAAGGGUGACAGGUGAAAAAGAUGUGCAAUUUAAAGUUAUGUAUUGUGGAAUUUGUCAUUCUGAUCUUCAUCAACUCAAGAAUGAAUGGGGAAAUAGCAAGUACCCCAUGGUGCCUGGGCAUGAGGUUGUUGGUGUUGUAACUGAGGUGGGAAGCAAGGUGGAGAAAUUUAAGGUUGGAGACAAAGUAGGUGUUGGAUGUAUGGUAGGAUCAUGUCGAAAAUGUGAGAAUUGUAGCGUUGAUCUCGAGAAUUACUGUCCUCGUCAGAUUCCUACAUACAACGGCUAUAGCUUAGACGGAACCCUCACGUUUGGAGGUUACUCCGACAUGAUGGUAUCCGAUGAGCAUUUUGUAGUACGUUGGCCUGAAAACUUGUCGAUGGACGCUGCUCCCCUGUUAUGUGCUGGAAUUACUACUUAUAGUCCUUUGAAAUAUUUUGGACUCGAUAAGCCUGGAAUGCACAUUGGUGUUGUUGGUCUUGGAGGGCUCGGACAUAUGGCUGUUAAGUUCGCUAAGGCAUUCGGAACCAAAGUGACUGUCAUUAGUACAUCUGCUAAUAAGAAGCAAGAAGCAAUUGAGCAUUUGGGCGCAGAUUCUUUCUUGAUCAGUCGCGAUCCUGAGCAGAUGAAGGCUGCAAUGAACACAUUGGAUGGGAUUAUCGACACUGUUUCGGCGGUGCAUCCUAUUCUUCCAUUGCUUAUGUUGAUGAAAUCUCAUGGUAAGCUUGUUAUGGUUGGUGCACCAGAAAAACCGGUGGAGUUGCCUGUGUUUCCUCUACUUAUGGGAAGGAAGCUAGUGGCUGGAAGUUGCAUAGGAGGGAUGAAAGAGACUCAAGAAAUGUUGGAUUUUGCGGCAAAGCAUAACAUAACACCAGAUAUUGAAGUCGUGCCAAUAGACUAUGUGAACACAGCGUUGGAACGUCUUCUGAAAUCGGAUGUGAAAUAUCGUUUCGUGCUCGACAUUGGCAAUGCAUUGAACAAGAAAUGAGAAUAUUAAUAGUGUUUCUUUGCUUAGAUUACAUUAAUUUCAGAGAUGAUUAAUAAAAUGUGUUUCUUUCACUUAUUAAAAUAGAAAAAAAAUGUUAGUACAUUUUACAGUAGAUAUCAACGGAGACUAUGUAACUUCAGUAGAACUUGAUGGUUUUGAGCUCCAUUGAUUCCAAAGCUUCUUUCACCCAAAUUGUACAUGUUCCCUUCAUAGGCAGUGUCCCCAAACUCAUUGCUGAUACUGAUAUGUAACCUUUGUUUUCUACCAAAGAAAAAGAACGUAACAUUUUACCAAUAUUUAAUCUAUAAUCCCGGGCUUGUGGGAAAGAACUGCAAGAGUUGCCUUUGUUUCUUAGAAGAGGAGCAACUGGCCUCUUCUUCAUAUCUUCUCUUCCUUAUCCCAAUGCAAAGCUCAGAUUCAUUUUUAUACAACAAACGAACUCCAAAUUUCUGCUUUUCUCC